AUGCAUCUCUUAUCUGUCGUUGCGUUGACCGCAUCCCUCGCCGCGCCAGCUCUUGCAGCACCAGCGCCGGCUAUUACCCCUGCUCCCGAGGCCGCUGUGGUCAAGCGAGCCACCAGCUGUACCUUUUCUGGCUCGGCCGGUGCUGCUUCCGCGAGUCAGUCGCAGGCAGCAUGCGCCACGAUUGUUCUGAACAACGUUGCCGUCCCCUCUGGCACGACGCUGGAUCUCUCCAAGCUUGCUGACGACACCACUGUCAUCUUCGAAGGCACAACCACCUGGGGCUACAAGGAGUGGGCUGGGCCUCUACUCUCCAUCGCCGGCAACAAGAUCACCGUCAAGGGCGCCACGGGUGCAGUGCUCGACGCGGAUGGCGCACGUUGGUGGGACGGAAAGGGUGGCAACGGCGGAAAGACAAAGCCAAAGUUUUUCGCCGCCCACAACCUCAAGACUUCGAGCAUCACCAAUCUGAGCAUCAAGAACACACCCGUCCAGGCUGUGAGCAUUGCCGGCUGCGAUGGGCUGACAAUCACCGACAUGACCAUCGACGACUCUGCUGGCGACACGGGCAGCCUUGGCCACAACACCGACGGUUUCGACAUUGGAACGAGCUCCAACGUAACCGUAAAUAACGCCAAGGUUUAUAACCAAGAUGACUGCGUUGCCGUCAACUCGGGAACUGACAUCACUUUCCAGAACGGGCUCUGCUCUGGCGGACACGGCUUGUCCAUUGGAUCCGUCGGCGGUCGCUCAAAUAACGUUGUCGACACUGUCACCUUCUAUAACAACGUCAUCCAGAACUCGGUCAACGGCCUCCGCGUCAAGGCCUCCGUCGGCGACACUGGUACCAUCAACAAGGUGACCUACAACAAGAUCACCCUCAAGAACAUCUCCAAGUACGGCGCCCUCAUCGAGCAGAACUACGAUGGCGGUGACUUGAAGGGUACGGCUGGCACUGGCAUUCCUAUCACCAACCUGGUCGUCGAGAACAUCACCGGUACUGGCGCCGUUUCGAGCUCCGGCUACGAUGUUGUCGUCACCUGUGGUAGCAGCACGUCUUGCACUGGCUGGACUUGGUCGAACGUCGCCAUCACUGGUGGUAAGACCUACGGCAGCUGCACCAACGUCCCCAGCGUUACCAAGUGCUCGUAG
Molecule: messenger RNA, 1149 nt
Organism: Ascochyta rabiei
Lineage: Eukaryota; Fungi; Ascomycota; Dothideomycetes; Pleosporales; Didymellaceae
Product: Endo-polygalacturonase
Exons: 3
Coding region: 1-1149 (382 amino acids)
Biological process (GO): pectin catabolic process
Cellular component (GO): extracellular region
Molecular function (GO): polygalacturonase activity
Source: RefSeq, a predicted model, not a curated record